AUGUGGGAAUCGAUCCUUCUGACCCUGGCGGCCACCGCCGGUAAUAACAUCGGCAAGGUUCUUCAGAAGAAGGGCACUAUCAUCCUCCCUCCUCUCUCUUUGAAGCUCAAGGUGAUAAGGGCCUAUGCUUUAAACAAAGCGUGGGUCACUGGUUUUAUUAUGGACAUAGGUGGAGCAAUGUUGAUGCUGAAGGCUAUAUCUCAGGCCCCUGUAUCUGUAAUUCAACCAGUUUCAGGCUGUGGACUCGCUAUUCUUUGCAUCUUUUCUCAUUUCUAUUUGAAGGAAGUCAUGAAUGUGAUUGAUUGGGCUGGAAUAACAUUGGCCGGGAUUGGUACCCUAGGAGUUGGUGCUGGAGGUGAAGAGCAAGAGUCUUCUCCUGUAUCAGUAUUUCAGUUGCCAUGGUUGGCAGUAGUGGUUGCCUUGUUGUUUGUAGUGCUGAAUGGAUGGCUUCGGGUUUGCAGGCGACAACGAAGAGAACAAGAUACUAUGGAAUAUGAAGUGGUUGAAGAAAUUAUAUAUGGCCUGGAAUCCGGCAUUUUAUUUGGGAUCUCUUCUGUGAUAUCAAAGAUGGGAUUUGUCUUCUUGGAACAAGGGUUAUCCAGAUUGCUUGUUCCUGUAUGCAUCUCAAUCAGUGUGUGCUGCAGUGGGAUUGGAUUUUAUUAUCAGACAACUGGUCUAAAGCAUGGAAGAGCGAUUGUGGUGUCCACUUGUGCUGCUGUAGCAUCAAUAGUGACUGGUGUGCUAGCUGGAAUGCUUGCCUUGGGGGAGCGGUUACCUUCUGCCCCUGCUGCACGUCUUUCCCUUCUGCUUGGCUGGCUGCUUAUUGUAGUGGGUGUGCUGCUACUUGUGAGCUCCACAAGGUUGCUACGACACCUUCCGCGGCCGUUGCGGCGCUUUGUCAAAAGUGGCAUUGACAGAAACUUCACUCCUAGUCGAUCUACUUCUAUGCGUGCUAAGGAUUCAAAUCCAAGUGCCGUUAUCCAGGCAGCGACAUUGCAUCACUUGAUAUCAUCUUCAUCAAAGCAAAAAGCAUGA
This is a messenger RNA of Linum trigynum, 1035 nucleotides long. The record is from the annotation of a GenBank genome assembly. NCBI's taxonomy places the organism in Eukaryota, Viridiplantae, Streptophyta, Magnoliopsida, Malpighiales, Linaceae.